ACAGUCGUGUCCUCGGUGACAGCGUCGACGGGGCCAUGCACGUCCGCGUCCGAACUGAAGCGUCGAGCAAUCGUGUCCGAAUGACAGUUUCGAGUGCCUGAGACUAAUCUACGAAGACGUGAUAAUCGAACAUGUAAAUAUAGGAAAAUCGCCGAGGAGUGCAAAAUAUUCGUGACAUGUCGGCGUGAAUCAAUCUCGACUGACACCUGGAAACGUAGCGGCGGACCGUCGUCACCUUGUGACUUGGCGCGCCGGCCAUGCUCCUACGUCGUCCUCCGAACUGAACUUCCUGGUACGUGAAUCAGGAUCGCCGGAACCUGACCUCGUGCGGCGAGGAUGAGCGCCAAGAUAUCGGCGGCUGGCCGCGACGGCGCGACACAGUCAAUUGUGAGCCAUCGUGCCGCGAGAGCGUCGCCCGUCAAGAGAUCGCUGUCGCCCGGUAAGCGUGACGAGGCCACUGGCAUCACAGAAAGAUCGCCGAAGCGUGCGGCUGUUUCGGAGCUGAAAUCAUUUUCGGACGGAAUUUCUGACCGAUCGUCACCCAGAGAAGUUAGCGAGAUGCCAGUUCUGACGAGAGUCUGUUCUCCUGCGACAUUGCCGAGGCUCAAGAAAUUUCGAUUUCAUCCAAUCGAUGCGUCAACUGCAGGACCUUGUCACGACGUAAGCAUCACCGACGUGAACUCCAACCAUCAUCAUCGUCAUCAUCAUCAUCCUGGACACAAUCAGCACGAUCAUCGGCCUCAAGACCGAAUUCCAUCGUCCUCCUCGAUGUCUACCUUGCUAUGCUGCGAGCCAGUAUCGGCUGGCCGGCCUCGGCCCAAUCUGAAACUCGUACUGAAUCGCAGCUUAAGCGAGCCAGGACCGAAUCCUUGUGCCUUCCCAGCCUCGCCAACCGCUUCGUCGAUCGCUACCUCCGUUAGUAACAACAACAGCAAUUCCAUCGUACCACCCUCGAUUAUUAUCGACGAAGAAACGAAUGAUAACGACGACGACGUCCACCGUCGUGGCUUCCAUCAUCUUCACUAUCACCAUCACCAUCAUCAUCACCAUCUUCAUCAUCACCAUCAGCUCUUGUCGAUAACUUCGAAGCGUUGCAAACUGGAGACCGCCAGUCUGCCCAACAGCCCCUGUGCGGAAAACGGCACCCUUCAUCGCCAGCUGGUGCUAAGCAAGACCCGCGUCGUCACUUCUGGCGAUCUCGCUCAGCGUCUCGCGCGUUUCGAACGAUCCUCCACCGUUUCGCCGGUGAUUCUGGAUUGCAGACCGUUCAUACUGUAUAAUGUUAAUCAUAUACGCGGCGCUAUCAACGUCAACUGCUCGGAUCGUUUCAAUCGACGCAGACUCCAGCUGGGAAAAGCUACUCUCGCCGAUCUCGCAACUGUUCGCGAGGCUAAAGAAUUGCUCAGGAGGAGACAAUUCAAGGAAGUCAUAGUGUACGAUGACUGCACUGAAGAUCUGGAACACUUGCCCGCUCAACAUCCAUUGUUUCUGGUGCUCGCCGCUCUUGUGGAUGAAGAUCGGGAACCCGCUCUGCUGAUCGGUGGACAUAGAGAGUUUCAAAGGCGGCAUCGAGAACUAUGCGAAGAUACGCUUCUACCGAACGGAACUACCAUCGAUUCCUCGUCGACGACGACAGUGAGCGGCUGCACGAGUCCCGGACCAGGUUGUCCCGUGCUUAGCGUCUCCGGUCCACCCACCCCGCAGCCAGCCGACAUCGACAGUCACCCGGCAUCCCGCGUGUUGCCCUUCCUUUAUCUCGGUAACGGUCGAGAUGCCGCUGAUCUGCAGCUGCUACGCGCCCUUGGAGCUACCCGGGUGCUGAACGUCACCUCGCAAUUGCCCGGCUACCACGAGGAACGGGGUAUCACAUACAGGCAGAUACCCGCCUCGGACUCUGGUCAUCAGAAUCUGAAACAAUACUUUGAGGAGGCGUUUGAUUUUAUCGAGGAAGCGCGGAAAGCCGGAAGUAGCGUGUUGGUACAUUGUCAAGCCGGCGUGUCACGCAGUGCGACGAUUGCAAUCGCCUACAUAAUGCGACACAAGGGCCUGUCGAUGGUGGAGGCGUAUAAGCUGGUGAAGAGCGCGCGUCCAAUCAUCAGUCCGAAUCUGAACUUCAUGGGUCAACUGUUGGAGCUCGAACAGGGUCUGCGGGCGUCCGGCAAUGUCGUCAACUCUGCUCCGGAAGAUCCCGUAAUGACAACAACGGCGACGGCGACAACGACGACAACGACAAGUAGCUGUCAUCAAUGCAGGUGGAGUCACCAACCUAAUAGUGAAGAGGUGGUCACCUCCGGUUGUAGCGUUUGAGACCGGGACCGUCUCUCGUAUCUUCUUCUUUUGAUUUUUUCGAGAGUACCGAUCGAAUCGUCAACGCCGACAUUGCAAACGCGCGAUAAACAUAUCCCGAGAUAUCAAGAGCGAAUGUCGGCAUUCUUCCUGUGCCUCUUCGUGACAAAUCUGGAUUAAUAGUUCCCGGGAUUGGAUGGUCGAUCAUUUAAAGAUACCGAUUGCAGAUAUAUAGAAAGAAUUGUGCGACGAUAAAGCCUUCGAUCGUUUUUGAAAUUAUGAAAUUUUUGGUUUUUCAAUCUUCGCAUUUUUCAACAUUUGAAUCAUCAUAUUUUUUAUCCAAGGCUUUUUGUUCAAAAUAUUCGCCCUUCGAAUCUUUCUUAGAAUUAAGAUUCAUAGAUUCUCGGAUUCCGUGCCUUCGAAAUGACCAUCCAAUUAAAAGGUAAGCUGCCAACCUGACAGAUUAAUUUAUUAAGGGACUCGAAGGAAAUGUAUGAAGAAGGUAUGUUACAUUCUUAUGAUAAAUGAUUUAUUUCUAUAAAUUAGAUGUACAUUAUUAUUCUCCUCUUGUAUUAAAAUACCACAUGCCGUAGCACAUAUUAAAAUUAGUCUAUACACUCCAUAUGCGACAAUAAAUCACUUUGAUACCAAUCGAGCAGCUUCAGCUGGAUAAGCUUAUUAUGAAUGUAACAUAUCUUCUCUUCAUGUUUAUCUAAAGAAAAUUAUAGGAGGGGUGGGGGAUUUUUUAUUUCGAAGAGGCGCAAAGUGACAAGGAGCGUAUUCUGUAUCAGAAAAACUUGAGCACGCUCUCUUUUAACUUCGAUAACGAAUAGCAGCGCGUCGCAAUUAUUUAUUUUCAAAUAAUGUUCAAUCGCGGUAAACAUUACUUGUACUUACGAUAUACAGUGUUCCCUAAUAUGCCUGGUUGAGUCAAUAGAGAGGCAAGUUAAACGUGCGGAGUGCUUGUUAGCGAACUUUUCGUUAAAUAAGCGGUCAAGUGUUGUCGUCCGGCAUUAUUUAUGCAAAAGCAAGCGAGGGAGGAAAAAACGAUGUUGACGGAAACGAUUGUUUAAAUGACUAAUUAUAGGCAGCUUGCAAUGUCGAGGAAAACUCGCGAUUAAAUGUUACAAUUUUAAAGAAACUAAGGAAUAAUAUUAAACAUCAGGUACCACGAUAUUAUAUCAACAAUUGAAAUAUCAUUUAACGCUAAACAUAAUACAUUUUGAUGUAUUAAUAUAAAAAAUAGCAACAUAUAAUGUAAUGUAUUUUUUGCUAUACUACACGCUGGUUUUGCGGUAGUUUAUUUAAACCAAUUUAAAGAUACAACAUUAAUUCAUAUAAAAUUUAAGUUUAUAUCAAUGUAGUUUAUAUCAACAUUUAUAAAAAGCAAAUGAAUCAAGAUUAAAUUCCAUAUUUAAUUUUUUUGUCUAACAUAACACGAUAUUAAUUUACAGAUAAAAAUAGCACGUUUGCCUCUCAACUGACUUUCUUCAUAUCAGGCAUGAACUUUUGCUAGAAAAAUUAUCCUCAGCACGAAAGAGAUAGUCGUCUAAUCAAUAUGUAUAGGGUGUUAAAAGAAAAAAAUGAGAUUCUAUUUUUUUAGACUAAUAGAAUUAAUUUUGCAAUGAUGGAAUAUCAUCUU
This is a messenger RNA of Camponotus floridanus (Florida carpenter ant), 3928 nucleotides long. RefSeq names its product dual specificity protein phosphatase 10. Gene Ontology annotation, biological process: protein dephosphorylation; negative regulation of MAPK cascade. The coding region runs from base 337 to 2307 and encodes 656 amino acids. The record is from RefSeq and is a predicted model, not a curated record. Lineage: Eukaryota; Metazoa; Arthropoda; Insecta; Hymenoptera; Formicidae. The transcript has 6 exons. Gene Ontology annotation, cellular component: cytosol; cytoplasm. Gene Ontology annotation, molecular function: MAP kinase tyrosine/serine/threonine phosphatase activity; protein tyrosine/threonine phosphatase activity.